Molecule: messenger RNA, 426 nt
Organism: Rotaria sp. Silwood1
Lineage: Eukaryota; Metazoa; Rotifera; Eurotatoria; Philodinida; Philodinidae
Source: the annotation of a GenBank genome assembly
AUGUCGCAGUAUAGUAUUAUUUGGCUCGAUGUGAAUUCGUCAGAUCUAAAGAGUAGCUUUCGUAAUAAACUGGUCGACGCUCAAACAUUCACCAAUGUAGAUCGUUGUCUUAAAUACAUUAGAUCUCAUUCAAAUGAAUCCAUUUAUCUUAUUGUAUCGGGUUCACUUGCUAAAGAAAUUGUUCCAGAGAUCUAUGAAUUUUCAAAUCUUAUACAAAUCUUUCUUUUUUGUGGGUCCGUUAGCAAUUAUGCAGAAUGGGCUAUGGAUUAUCGAGAUAAAAUAAUGAUAUUUGAUCAUGAAGAUGAUCUUUUAGAACGAUUAUGGAAUGAUUUACAAACUACAUUAUGUGAACAAGCUGAACAAUACUUAAAACGUGCAGAUGAAUAUAAACAACGAGCUUUACAAUAUAAACAACCAUGUGGUUAA